Molecule: messenger RNA, 795 nt
Organism: Naegleria fowleri
Lineage: Eukaryota; Heterolobosea; Eutetramitea; Acrasida; Naegleriidae
Exons: 1
Coding region: 1-795 (264 amino acids)
Source: RefSeq, a predicted model, not a curated record
AUGUCUCGAGAUAUAAACACUCACCCUCCUUCGAAGGAAUGGAGUGAUGAUGUCUAUCAGGUUUCCCUAAAGGAAUUCCAUAAUGUCCACCUUAAUCGUGAUGAUCUGACCAGUGAUGUCAUUAGUUAUGAUGAUGAUGAAUAUAAGUUACGAGAGGACUCAUUGGCACCACCACCACCUCACUCUUCUCUAAGUUCCAUUAGUGAACGUUACUCAUCUCCAGGACAAGUUACGACGACAACAACUACGACUACUACUCCUAGUAGUAGUAUUGGUGGUGGUAUUAGAGGUGGUGGUGGUAUUAGAGGUGGUGGAAUUGGUACUCAUGCCACCAUGUAUCAUGAUCAUGAACCUUCCAUACCAUCUCGUCCAUCACAAGAAUCCUUUCCUUCCAUUCCUUCCAUUCCUUCCUCAACAACAACAACAACACCUUCCUCUAUUAAAAUAAGCCUUGCAUCGUUGGUGAAGAAGGGUUCUCAUCAUCCAACAACAGGGAACACCACCAACACUGGAACCAACAUGGCCACAAGCACCACCACUCUGACCAAAACCACCACCACCACCACCACUCUGACUCCUUCAAAGCAGGAAUCGAUUGUCGACGUUGAGUUCAAUGUCUCAACAACAACAAGCUUGAGUCCGUCCGAGAAGAUCUCUCCUCUCUCUGCCAUUCAUGUCCGAAAAGAAUUUGAACAAUUGAAAAGGACUCUCAAAGAAUUGGAACAUAAAUUGUCCAUCAUUGAAAGAAAUUAUUGCCAUCCAGUAGAAGUAGCAGCUUUGGAGGGAGAUCAAUGA